Molecule: messenger RNA, 731 nt
Organism: Saccostrea cuccullata (small rock oyster)
Lineage: Eukaryota; Metazoa; Mollusca; Bivalvia; Ostreida; Ostreidae
Exons: 2
Coding region: 26-679 (217 amino acids)
Biological process (GO): negative regulation of single stranded viral RNA replication via double stranded DNA intermediate; cytidine to uridine editing; defense response to virus
Cellular component (GO): cytoplasm; nucleus; P-body
Molecular function (GO): cytidine deaminase activity; zinc ion binding; RNA binding
Source: RefSeq, a predicted model, not a curated record
UGACGUCAUCAGGGUGUUAGGAACGAUGGCUAAGGAUUAUGAUGGAUGGAACAUUUUUCAUUGCAUAUACAACACAAAACUAAACCACGACGAUUCGGUGAAAGAUGUUUAUGAUACCUAUAUUAUCUUCGUUGUAAACAAAUAUAAAUAUGGAAAAAUAAAGAAUGCGUAUAAAAAACAUGCCGAGCUUACGCUGAUCGAAAAGCUUUCAAGCCUAUAUCCGCACAAUAGACCAAUGCAUGUGGACGUUUACAUGAACAAUAGUCCAUGCAGAGAUUGUGCUUUGGAACUUUUGGAAUUCCUUGAGGCAUCUCGACAAACACAAAUAACAGUUUAUUUCGCAAAUCUUUAUAAUAUUAGGAGAAAAUCCUGCAUCAUUUCUAUGGAGAAGCAUGUCAAGAAAGUAGAGAAAAAUGAUGAUGACCAAAAUUCUGAAGGUUUAAGAAGGCUGAUGGAUCACAAACGCUGCAAAUUGCUGCCAUUCAAUCUACCCGCAUGGACGGAGUUGUAUGACAUCUUUGGUGUUCAAGAUCCAGAAUUUGAACUUAACGUAGACUACACAUUGAUGAAAGCGGGCAAAGAUAGAAGCCGAGAAAAAGAAGAUUUACUUCUUCUGGAAGAUUUGGAUUACAUUUAUCUGCAAGAGAUUUGUAAGCAUGAUGAUGUUAGAGUAUACUGAUAAAUUGUAAGUUGUCAGUUCUAAAAUAACGUCUGUUUGUCCUCUCUCGAUU